Ilex paraguariensis (yerba mate) is the source of this 1092-nucleotide messenger RNA. NCBI's taxonomy places the organism in Eukaryota, Viridiplantae, Streptophyta, Magnoliopsida, Aquifoliales, Aquifoliaceae. The record is from the annotation of a GenBank genome assembly.
AUGAAUACCCGGAGCUUCUUAUCUUUGCUUUUUCUCUCUCUUUUCAACACCAACAUAUCUGCUCAUUUCUUUCCCAACAUAUCUUCAAUACCCCCUUCUUUCAUCCCCAAUACCACCGCCGGCGACUGGGCAAGUUUUAACAAGCUUCUGGGCUGCCACACCGGCCAGAAAGUCGACGGCGUAGCCAAACUCAAGAGAUACUUUCAGUACUUUGGUUAUUUAAACAGCUCCACCAACUGCACAGACGAUUUCGACGACGUUUUCGAGUCAGCUCUCAGAACUUACCAGCUCAACUUCAAUCUCAACGCCACCGGCGAACUCGACGGACCAACGCUUAAAAAACUCGUAUCACCCAGAUGCGGAAACGCAGAUAUAAUCAACGGCACAAGUUCGAUGAACUCCGGGAAAGGACCGUCUGCGACUCCGAUCCACCUUAGCACUGUCUCUCAUUACACUUUCUUCCCCGGCACACCACGGUGGCCGGCUAGUAGGACCGAAUUAAGCUACGGGUUUUCGCCAGAUAAUCAAAUCUCCGACACUGUAAAAAACGUGUUCUCAGGCGCCUUUGAAAGGUGGUCGGAAGUGACGCCGUUGACUUUCACGGAGACGACUUCGUUUUACACGGCCGACAUCAAAAUCGGCUUCUUCGCCGGCGACCACGGAGAUGGAGAGCCGUUUGAUGGGGUUUUGGGGACAUUAGCUCAUGCGUUUUCGCCACCGAGUGGGAGGCUACACUUAGACGACGACGAGAACUGGGUGGUCGACGGCAACUUUAUCGAUGCUCCGUCGGGGACAUCCGCCGUCGAUUUGGAGUCUGUGGCGGUCCAUGAAAUCGGGCAUUUACUGGGUUUGGGUCAUUCUUCGGUUGAAGAAGCGAUAAUGUACCCGACUAUAUCGUCGGGUUCCCGAAAGACUGAGCUUGCCAACGAUGAUAUAGUGGGGAUCCAGGUUUUAUACGGGGCUAACCCGAAUUAUAAUGGGACAUCCACUUUAACUCCGGCACAGAGAGAUACAAAUGGGGCCCACUUUUUGGGUCCAUUUUGGGAUCUUUGGUUUUUAAUAUCACUUGGAUUUGUGUUAUUUCUUUUGUAA